This is a messenger RNA of Corythoichthys intestinalis (scribbled pipefish), 1292 nucleotides long. Its product is annotated as golgin subfamily A member 6-like protein 7. Bases 148 to 924 code for a protein of 258 amino acids. The transcript has 2 exons. Lineage: Eukaryota; Metazoa; Chordata; Actinopteri; Syngnathiformes; Syngnathidae. The record is from RefSeq and is a predicted model, not a curated record.
GGGAGAACAUCUUAUACUUUAUGCUGGUACAUAUAACUUGGUCAAACUCCUCAUUUGAAGUUUUGUUUGUAUUUCAAGUAUGAACACCGCCACAAAUAUGCCAUUGCCGAGAAGGCUCAUUACUACAAUGAGUUUCACAUUGCCUCGAUGAAGAAUAUUAAGCUGCAGAGCCAGAUUGUGUCGUCCAAAGCAGAAUCUAAGAAGAAGAAUGAGAUCAUCGCGGAGCAAGCGGAAGAAAUCGCUUACCUGAAGGAAAGUCUUCAACUCAAGCAAGCUGAACUUGAGCAGAGUAGAACAAAAGCCAAGAGGCAGCAAGAUCAAAUUACUACGCUGGAACAAAGUCUUCACGAGCACCAAGAAGAGCUCCAGCAGAGCGGGAAGAAAGUCCAAAUGCAGAUAUCUCAAAUUUGUACACUUCAGCAAACUCUCAAUGACAAGAAAGAGGAGUUGAAAUACAAUGAUCAGACCUUCCAGAGGCAGGAAGCUCAAAUCAUAGCACUGCAACAAACCCUACAGGACCGGAUGUCCCAACUCGAACAGAGCGAGCAGAAGGUGGAGGAGUUGGACGAGAAGUUUCAGAACUACAUCGAUUUAGCGGAGUUAGACAAGUCCAACGUUGAGAUCAGAGAGGAGAAGAUGAUGGAGGACCUCCAAGCGUGUCACGCCAGGUUGCGAUCAAUGGAGGAGCUUUACAAGAAGAAGAAGACCUCUUUCUGGUCUUUCUUUUGGACUGAAAGAAAACGUCUUGUAAGGGCUGAAAAUCAAGACAAAGAUCCAAACAAAAUGAAGGAAAAUGAGAAGGCUGAUAGGAGAGAAUUCCAUACCAUACUCAAGAGCCAGGCUGAAAUAAAUCUAGACGAAACGUUGGACAGGAAAAAGAAUGAAACUGUAAAACCUGUACGCCGAGUCUCCUUUAACUGUUGAGGCAGCAAUUGAAUUGCAAGUGAGUUUGUAAUUAAUGUAAGCGUAUUCUAGGCUGCUGUCUAUGUUAUGAGUGGGUUGUAUUCAUAGGAUGGCACAUUGUGUUGGAUUUCAUUGUUGUUAUGCAAAAUAAAUACAAGUAAAUGGAACUCUUCUUUGAAGAUAAUUCAUACAAAGUAAUUCAAUAAAUCUGAGUUUGCUCCUGAGCGUACUGCCAGCACUCCCAAUUACAACGAUAUUGUUGGUUUUCUUAUAUACAGUAGUUCUUUGGUCAAAUGAAACUGAUUUUUUUGUCGGUCUCACAUUUUUCAGCUCUGUUCACUCUGUUGAAAAUGUAGUUACUUAAACCCAAUCCAGCCCGUGAAGCAUGG